ACGGAGGCGCAAUGUCAGUAGCCCAGCUUCCUGCAGAAGGCUGCGGCUGCUUCCCUAAAUUCCUAUGGAUGAUAUUAAACAAGUCCUGGAUUAUUUCUCUCUGAUGACCCGGUUAAAGUCAGACAAAGGUUACAAGUACUUCAGUGAAUGCUGCUUGUUUAAUUGUGCAGGAAAAGUUGUCGCUGUAGCAGCCGGAGCUGUGGGGGCCGUUGCAUUGGCGCCUGUUGCCCUGGGCGCCAUCGGUUUCACCUCAGGAGGAGUUGCAGCUGGCUCCUUCGCCGCAGGGAUGAUGUCUUCUGCUGCCGCUGCUAACGGAGGAGGAGUGGCAGCAGGAAGCUUAGUGGCUGCUCUGCAAUCUGCAGAAAAUGGUGAGGCUGAAGAUGGGAGCACAGGUGAUGGGAAGUCCAGGAGAAGUCCUCUCAUGAGACGCGCUGCACUCACAGAUAGAGAACAGCUGGAUGUGGCUUGAAUGAACUGAGAUGCAUUCUGCAUUAUGACCACUAGGUGGGAGUAUUGGCCUUUUUUUUUUUGUUAAUGUGGUCCAGUUGUCUGCAGUUUUUAAAAUUACUUUAUAAAAACAGUUUUUUCAAACCACUUUAAAAAAUGUAAAGGCAAUAAUACAUGUUGCUAUAAACAGUUUUCUUUCGUUAUUACGGCUCAAUUCAUGACUUCUGCUCACAUUGGAUUGUGGGAAAACUCACCAGCAUCAAAAAAUGUUUUUUAUACAAAUGAGUUUCUCGGCUUCCCAUCUCACUUUAUGUUGCCACGGCAACUCUUCAGUUCAUGUAGCUGCCAGAGGUAAAAGUUUUCAAAAUUCCACCAAUGUGGGCGCCAUCUUGAGGAGUCGGAAUAGUUCCGUCUUCGAGCUGAACGUCCAGGAUGUUUGCGGAAGUUCCAAACUCCUCUCGGCGCCGGUUGAUCACCAAACGAGAGUCAGAGGUCGACGGACGAAGGAGGAGGAGGUCUCCUGGAAAUGCUACGAGGAAGCGAGGACGAGGAGGAUGAGGAGCAGGCUGAGCAGGACGGUGGACGGCAGCGUGAGGCUGCACGCGCCGGUGGUGUCGUCCGUCAGGAAGGGUUCUGGUGACUCGUACACCGAGUCGUCUGAAAGAGAGAACAGAGCUGGGUUAGAACAGCAAAUUCAUCAUUCUUUAUGCUGGCUUGCAAGGAAUCACUGGUUCCUUUUGGGACAGGAGCAGAAAUAACUCAUUCCAAAAGUAAUCUAUUACAAUAACAUCAAGAUUUUUGCUGUAACUAAGAUGUGAAAGGCAUAAAACGGCUACUAUGAAUAUGUCAUGCAUUAGAGUCAUCUUUAUUUAAAAUUACUGUAGUAAUGUUUCUAGUAGUGGACCCCAGGAAAACUAAAUAAAAAAAAUUAAAAAAAA
Messenger RNA from Oryzias melastigma (Indian medaka), 1385 nucleotides. Its product is annotated as interferon alpha-inducible protein 6. The coding region runs from base 65 to 469 and encodes 134 amino acids. Gene Ontology annotation, cellular component: membrane; mitochondrion. The transcript has 6 exons. NCBI's taxonomy places the organism in Eukaryota, Metazoa, Chordata, Actinopteri, Beloniformes, Adrianichthyidae. Gene Ontology annotation, biological process: apoptotic signaling pathway. The record is from RefSeq and is a predicted model, not a curated record.